GAAUCAUUCGAUUUAUCAGUAGAUUUAUCAGUGUGUGGCAUGGCCUCUCACCACGGCCACGGAAACACCAGUAGCAAUGUAUCAUAUUUGAUUUUGGCACUAUGUCCCCAACAGAUGAACACAUUAUUUUCCAACACUGUAAAAGCAACAAACAGCAGACCAAAUUGCGAAAGAAAAGAAACAAGACAGGUAUUCUUAUUUCAUACGAGACGAUGAAUAUCAGAAGCGGCAUACUCGUUUUCUUCUAUAUACCGCAUAUAUUUGCAAGUUCUUAUUUAACUGACCGUGAUUUAAGAGAUACACUUCUUAAAGGUUACAACAAAGAUGUUCGUCCUGUACGAAAUAUUACCCAAAAUCUAAAUAUUGAUUUAUAUUUUAAAUCAGUCGUUAUAUACAAUCUGGAUUUGUUUGAAGGAAUAUUACAUAGUAAAAUAAUUAUAGAGUCUAGAUGGAAAGACGAAUAUCUUUGCUGGGAUCCCAUCAAAUAUGACAAUCUAACUCAAAUAGAAUUCCAAUCUGACUCCAUUUGGGCACCGAAUAUAUUUGUAAGCAAUGCAGAAAAAGUUACUAAAGGUUCAGGUUUUAGUGAAUAUAUUACAAAUAGUAAGUCGCUGUAUAAAAGAUCUACAAUUUAA
This is a messenger RNA of Octopus sinensis (East Asian common octopus), 635 nucleotides long. RefSeq names its product neuronal acetylcholine receptor subunit alpha-6-like. Gene Ontology annotation, molecular function: extracellular ligand-gated monoatomic ion channel activity. Gene Ontology annotation, cellular component: membrane. NCBI's taxonomy places the organism in Eukaryota, Metazoa, Mollusca, Cephalopoda, Octopoda, Octopodidae. Gene Ontology annotation, biological process: monoatomic ion transport. The transcript has 4 exons. The record is from RefSeq and is a predicted model, not a curated record. The coding region runs from base 102 to 635 and encodes 177 amino acids.